Galendromus occidentalis (western predatory mite) is the source of this 1605-nucleotide messenger RNA. RefSeq lists its product as uncharacterized. NCBI's taxonomy places the organism in Eukaryota, Metazoa, Arthropoda, Arachnida, Mesostigmata, Phytoseiidae. The coding region runs from base 98 to 1486 and encodes 462 amino acids. Gene Ontology annotation, biological process: transmembrane transport. The record is from RefSeq and is a predicted model, not a curated record. Gene Ontology annotation, molecular function: transmembrane transporter activity. The transcript is spliced from 7 exons.
AAAUCACUACCGUCAGUCUCGGAACGUGCUAGACUCACUGUCACCUUCGUGAACUCUACUCGACCAAGCCGUUCAGUCGGAAGGAUUUUUGUCUGCGAUGGCGAACAGGACCAAGCCGGAUUCGCUGCCAUGUUUCGGUGUGGCGUUCUCGAUGUUGAUCUACACGUUCUUCGCCAUGGCUGUUCUGAAGUCUUCUUCGGUGAUUUACGUGGGCUCGAUGCAAAUGCUCGACCUGACGAGAGAGCAAGCGUCUUGGCCGGCCACGUUCGCCGUGAUGCUCUCCCAGCUUGCCGGUCCCGCCUAUGGAUAUCUGCUGAAGAAGACCUCGGAGCGUUUCUGUCUCGUUUUAGGAGCACUUCUGUGCUCUCUGCCGAUGAUGGUGGCCGCCCUGUGGGCAACCGAAGCCGUUACACUUUGUGCUCUCAUCGGUGUUAUUCAAGGACUCGGAUCAGCUUGCAGUGAAGUGAUUCCGUUUGUGAUUCUCAUGCGACACUUCCAGAAGUAUCGAGGAACGGUCAUAUCUGGAAUGUACAUAAUCACCGCCGUAUCCGGUUUUGCGAUGCCCGUCCUCUAUGAGUACAUCCGACAGACUUACAACUUCCGAGUCUGCCUCUUCGUCAUGGGCGCUGCGAACCUUGGCAUGCUGCUUGGGUGUAUUAUCGUUGAUCGUGUCCCCGCGGCUCCUGAAUCCAACGUCGCUUCUGGCGCGCCCGGGUCAGGCUCGCAUUUCUCAGAGAUCAGUUUGAGCACAGAUAACUAUUUGGUCGGAAGCAUCCUGUUGAAGAGCCAUCAAAGUCACACGGGCUCGUUCCGCGACGUUGAGUCUCUGCGGGAGAGGAGGCCGCUCGUCAAUUCGCGACCUAAGCCAGCUGGAGCGGUUCUCGAUGCGAGCAAAAAAGGCCGGCUUUCUCUGGGCUUCAUUCACAUCACCAUCUCGAGGGCGGCCACCGUUUUCACGCUCGCAGCAUACCUCUUGGUCAUUUUGGAUUACGCGACAGAUAGACAUCUUGAUUCCGUGCAAGGUGUUCUCAUUCUGACCGUGUUCACCAUAGGGGACUUGAUGUCGCGGGUUCUGUCUGGCUCACUUAUCGACCUCCGACUGUUUGCUCACUCCUGGCUCAUGUCGGCAACCUUCCUGGUGCAGGGCGCCUCGUACCUCCUAUUAAUUUAUGUCGAUAUUUAUGGAAUGAUGCUCAUAGCCUCGUUCCUCGUCGGCCUGACUGGAGGCUGCCGAAAUAUCCUAGCGACGGUCAUGGUCACUGAGGAAUGCGAAGAAUCGAGUUUGGCGCUGAAUUUAGGAGUCAUGAACUUCGUGACCGGUAUCACUAUCGGCUUCCAGCCUUACUUGAUUGGUUACAUCCGUGAUACGCUGGGGAACUACGAACCGCUAUUCUUCGGCUUUGUGCUCGUCAACUUCGGCCUGUUCGCAACGUGGUUCAUCCAUGUUUUCUGCGAUUUCCGGAGGCGCAUUCAAGACCGCGUCUGAGGGACAGCUCGGACCAAAUGUAUAUGCGACUUCUCCUCCAUAAGUCUCGAAUGUUCACUUCUGUAUAGAGCGAGCCACAAGAACACCUGAAAAAUAUAAAGUCGAGAACAUGUACAUAU